Messenger RNA from Raphanus sativus (radish), 1118 nucleotides. RefSeq names its product protein RGF1 INDUCIBLE TRANSCRIPTION FACTOR 1. NCBI's taxonomy places the organism in Eukaryota, Viridiplantae, Streptophyta, Magnoliopsida, Brassicales, Brassicaceae. The transcript is spliced from 4 exons. The record is from RefSeq and is a predicted model, not a curated record. The coding region runs from base 193 to 837 and encodes 214 amino acids.
GGAAGGAGGUCGGUUGGUCGACUUUGCUAAGAUAAGAGAGAGAGAGAGACUGUGUCUCUAUUUCUCUCUAAACCAUUCUCUGCAAGAAAACUUCUCUCUAAAACCCAUUUCUUUCUCUCUCGAAAAAGUUCCAAGCUUUACUCGAAAAAGACGCUCCUUUUUCUCUUCCCGCAAUUUGGUUUAUCAAGGACAAUGGCAAUAGAGGAUCAAGAGAACACAAUCCGCGAAUUCAAGCCUAAGAACAGAAGAAUCAUGGGAGCUGGUGGACCGGAGGAGGAAGAUAACAGGUGGCCACCAUGGCUGAAACCUCUGCUCAAAGAGCAAUUCUUUGUUCACUGCAAGUUCCAUGUAGACUCUCAUAAGAGUGAAUGCAAUAUGUAUUGCCUAGACUGCACCAACGGCCCUCUUUGCUCUCUUUGUCUUGCCCAUCACAAGGAUCAUCGCACCAUUCAGAUAAGGAGAUCAUCUUAUCAUGAUGUUAUAAGGGUGAAUGAGAUACAAAAGUAUCUUGAUAUAUCAGGGAUCCAGACUUAUGUGAUCAAUAGUGCUAAAGUCGUCUUCUUGAACGAGAGGCCUCAGCCUAGGCCAGGGAAAGGUGUGACCAAUACCUGCAAGGUUUGCUAUCGUAGCCUCGUUGAUGAUAGCUUCCGCUUCUGCUCUCUUGGCUGCAAGAUUGCUGGAUCAUCUAGAGGGUUUGAAAAGGGAAGGAAGAACCUUCUGACGGAGACAGAGGAUUCAGGUAGUUUCAGCCCAUCAACACCUCCACUUACUGCAUCUAGUAGUUGCAGAAUUGCCAAGCGAAGAAAGGGAAUCCCUCACCGAUCUCCAAUGGGAUAAAAAAAGAAGCAGCAAAAGAGUUAAAGCCAAUACAGAAGCUUUUGCCAUUUGCCAGUUUCUUGUUCUAUAAAGAUAACUACACAGAAAUGUAUAGCUAAUACAUAAGCUUUGGUCUCUUAUUUGCUUGUUUUAGCAAAAAACAAAGGCCUUAAGAUAGGUUUUGGCUUACUAAUGGUAAGUCUGUGAAUAUGUAAUGUGAUGCAAAAAGGGGUAGAAAGGGAAAUAUAGGAGGUUUUAAGGGUUAAAAGUGGGAAUAAAACAAAAUUAGCUUUGGUUUUUCA